Sander lucioperca (pikeperch) is the source of this 1145-nucleotide messenger RNA. It is a transcript of the gene dnajc27, whose product is annotated as DnaJ (Hsp40) homolog, subfamily C, member 27. The transcript has 7 exons. Gene Ontology annotation, molecular function: GTPase activity; GTP binding. The record is from RefSeq and is a predicted model, not a curated record. NCBI's taxonomy places the organism in Eukaryota, Metazoa, Chordata, Actinopteri, Perciformes, Percidae. Bases 153 to 974 code for a protein of 273 amino acids.
CGAAUCUUCCUAGCUAACGGCUAGCUUGUUGCUGGUGCCAAACAAACCGCUGGUUAGCAUUGUAGGCUAUGAGACUAGCAACAGCAACGCCGCUGUCAACACUGAAUUUUUCGACUUCACCGCAAAAAAAGUCAAUUUAAAAGAAAUCUGAAAUGGAAACAAACGCUCCGAAGCGACGAGAUAAUAAGAAAUCUCUUCGCGUGAAGGUGAUAAGCCUCGGAAAUGCGGAGGUCGGAAAGAGCUGCAUUAUCAAACGCUACUGUGAGAAAAGGUUUGUUCCCAAGUAUUUAGCCACGAUUGGCAUCGACUACGGUGUCACCAAAGUGCAGGUACGCGACAGAGAAAUCAAAGUGAACAUCUUUGACAUGGCCGGUCAUCCUUUCUUCUACGAAGUGCGUAAUGAGUUCUAUAAGGACAGUCAGGGCGUGCUGCUGGUUUAUGACGUCGGCCUCAGGGAGAGUUUCGACGCUCUGGACAGCUGGCUCGGAGAGAUGAAACAGGAAAUGGGCUCUCAGGCCAACAUGGACAGCAUCGUGUUCAUCGUCUGCGCCAACAAGGUGGAUCUGUCGAAGCGGCGAGCGGUGGACGAGGGCGAGGGGCGUCUGUGGGCGGAGUCCAGAGGCUUUCACUACUUCGAAACGUCGGCACAGAGCGGAGAGGGCAUCAACGAGAUGUUUCAGUCCUUCUUCUCGUCUAUCACUGACAUGUGUGAGAACGGCGGGAAGCGUCCGGUGGCGGAGGUCAGCGUCGGCUUCACCAAAGAGCAGGCCGACACCAUCCGGCGCAUCCGGAACAGCAAAGACUCCUGGGACAUGCUCGGGGUCAAACCGGGCGCCACGCGGGAGGAAGUGAACAAGGCGUACAGGAAGUUGGCGGUCCUGCUGCACCCGGACAAAUGCGUCGCCCCCGGCAGCGAGGACGCCUUCAAGGCGGUGGUGAACGCCCGCACCUCACUGCUGAAGAACAUUAAAUAACCCUAACCUGAACCCUGCCAGACAAGGACUGACCAAUCAGCACGCAGAUGUACAAACACUGUUUAUUUAUGCAACUCAGUCUCACUCCCAACGCGCCACAACGCCACGCACGGUCGGGUGCCUUCGCCGUUUGUUGUUGACGCAAAAAAAGUCUCCGUUAGGCCUCCUGCA